Nothobranchius furzeri (turquoise killifish) is the source of this 2252-nucleotide messenger RNA. It is a transcript of the gene chst12a, whose product is annotated as carbohydrate (chondroitin 4) sulfotransferase 12a. NCBI's taxonomy places the organism in Eukaryota, Metazoa, Chordata, Actinopteri, Cyprinodontiformes, Nothobranchiidae. Gene Ontology annotation, cellular component: membrane. Gene Ontology annotation, molecular function: sulfotransferase activity. The record is from RefSeq and is a predicted model, not a curated record. Gene Ontology annotation, biological process: carbohydrate biosynthetic process; proteoglycan biosynthetic process.
AGCCGGCCCAGUCCGCUCCUGCCUGCACUGCAGCAUCACGAUGAGCCCGAUCCUUCCACAGAAGCUGCUGUGUGCUCGCUGCCAUGGUGAGACAGAGCAUCUGGACCCCGUUUCCAUGGUAACCCUGUAGCCCCACAAUACCAGUCUGUUGCCCUGGUCGUCACAGAAAAAGGCAUUGUAAAAAAAAAGAAGAGAGAACCAGGUGACUCGUUUUAAUUUGUUGCUAUGGCAAUGCCAGGACGCCCUGUUAAAUCAUAAGUUUGUUGCUAUGGUGACUCUGUAGCGAGCAACCGUUGCCAUGGGAACAACCAGGAUGUUCCGUAUCUUCAUAGUCCUGGGCUCGGCGUUCAUGAUUCUACUGAUCAUCAUCUACUGGGACGAUGUCGGAGCCUCACACUUCUACCUGCACACCCCAGUGUCACCUGGACCCAGAAUCCCCCACCCCCCUCCACGGCCAAAGGUCCCGACGACGUCCCGGACCCCGUCCUUCCUGAAUGACAUUGAUGCCUUUGUUAACCAGUUCCUAGAGCCGGGAACGGGGGAACCCACGGAUGUGGUCCCGGCUGACAGCAGCAACCAGUCGGAGAAGGAAGAGCGGUACGUUCCACGGAGGGAGUGGAAGAUUCACCUAACUCCCAUCGCAGCAGAGCUCCGGGAGAGACAGGAGCAGAGACGGAGGUUACUUCAGGAGGUCUGCGCUAACGAUUCCGUGGCGUUUCCUGGUAAAAAUCGCUCGUUUGAUGACAUCCCCAACAAGGAGCUGGAUCAUCUCAUCGUGGAUGACAGGCAUGGUGUGAUCUACUGCUACGUUCCCAAGGUGGCGUGCAGCAACUGGAAGCGCAUCAUGAUCGUUCUCAGCGAGAGCCUGCAGCAGGAGGGCGUUCCCCAGAGAGACCCCCUGGCUAUCCCCAGAGACCUGGUCCACAACAGCAGCAUGCACUUUACCUUCAACAAGUUCUGGAAGCGUUACGGCAAGUUCGCAAGACACCUCAUGAAGGUGAAGCUGAAGAAGUACACCAAGUUCCUUUUUGUCCGGGACCCCCUCGUGCGUCUCAUCUCUGCCUUCAGGAAUAAAUUUGAGAUGCGCAACGAGGACUUCUACCGGCGCUUUGCACAAGUUAUGUUGCGUCGCUAUGCCAACCAGCCGACCCCUCCUGCCUCUGUGGACGAGGCAUUUACGUCGGGCAUCCGGCCCAACUUCUCGCACUUCGUCCAGUACCUCCUGGACCCGCGGACAGAGAAGGACAUGCCCUUCAACGAGCACUGGAGACAGGUGUACCGACUCUGCCACCCGUGCCAAAUUCAGUACGACUUUGUGGGCCACUUGGAGACGGCGGAGGAGGAUGCUGAGCAUCUUCUUCGUCUGCUGCGUGUGGACAACGUGGUGGAAUUCCCCUCCUCACAGAGGAACCUGACAGCCAGCAGCUGGGAGUGGGAUUGGUUCAGCACGGUACCCGUGGAGGCUCGUAGAGAACUGUACAAACUCUACGAGCCCGACUUCAGUCUCUUCGGCUAUGAAAGGCCAGACUCCAUCCUCAGUGAGUGAUUCUCACCAGAGACGGGCCUUUGCACACCUGUUCCUGUCCUGUCUUUGUCAUGGUGAAUGUGCACAAAGAGUAAUGCUCUUAAUCAUCUAAAGAAGCACACAGACGAUGUGAAGUUAUUUAUUUUGGUCAUGAAGUCACGGACUUGCAUCCUGUCUGUAAGCAGGUGUUGGUCGGUGUGUGUCCCUUUCCCUGGCGAACCCCAACUUCCUGUUUUGAGCUCAUGGGUCCACACAGCUGGGACUCAACUCAAACAAUUGGUGUUAAAAAAAGCUUUCUGUUUGUCCGAGCACAGGAAGUAGAAGCAGACCGAUGAGGCGAUUUCAGCUUGUGGCCGAUUGGUUUAUUUUUAGCUCAUAAAUGUAAAAAUACACCAAAUUAAUACUCGUGCAAAUAGAAAUUCACCACAUUUUAGAGAAAAAAAGUGCUGUAAUAAAGUCUGACCAGUUUUUGGCAGCAACGGGAAAAAUGUUAAAACUUUAGUUAUUUCUGAAAGACCCACUCAGGAAACCGGUGGUGACCUACAGCCCAGUUCAUAUUCACACUGUUUUUCUUUUACGUCACUCUUAAAGACCAAGUUCACUCGUUAAACCCAACGCAUUUGCAGUGGUCUCUAGAAUAAAUAAACGUCUUGUGAUUCGAUCUCUGUGGGGAAAAGAGCUCUGGCGCUCCUGUUUUAGGAAGUCAACCGGGGGGGGGGGGGGGGGG